AUGGCAUCCACUCGAUCCUCUCUUCGUGAGGGCCUACGUCAGGCACCAAAAGUAAACCAGCCGUUUAUCCCUGACACCGCCCCGGUGCGCCAAACUCGCUCUGGUGGACAAGGGCCCAACUCACUCCAAGGAACCCCCACCGGUCAGACACCGAAUUCUCAUUCUGCGGGGCCUGAUAUUUCAAACCCAUCCAGUGCGCUUUUCAACAUUGACCACUUCGAGGGAAAAGAUACGAGACAGGUGCCGAUGUCAACUCGAGAAGUCGCCACUCCUGGCAACAAGCCUGAAGUUUUUGCCAAGAGGACGAGGGAGCUAAAAGCACCUGAUUUCUACGAUCCCUAUUAUCCAUUGCGGUUUCUUAAUCUCCCAAACCCCACCAACAUUUACAAGCGCGUUCAUUAUGGUCUCCAGUCCGGAAUACCAAACGAAGUAGACUUUGCCUUGUUUCAUCUUGUCAAUAUGUCGCACCAGCGUGGUGACAAAUUGAGAUUUGAAGGAUUUCCACAAAUGAUGGAGACAUUGAUGGAAAAGGCUUUGGACAUCACAUGGCUUUGCACUGGCGUCAAAUGGGAAUUUUUGCGUGAUCACUACAAAUGGCCUGAGCAGAUGCAUCGCCCCAAUGUUCUCAAUACCUUGUGGGGAACUAACGACAUCCUUGAUCGUAUCAAAAAGAUACCGGUCACACUUCCAAGAGAUACGCUCGUGACUUACGAAUACGCCGACGAAUUGCGACUCAUUAAGCAGGCUAUGUUGGCCUUACGCAACAUGUGUACUCUGCCCGAGAAUGCCAAGUUCAUCGCAAAUUAUUCAAAGGGACUUCUCCGUGACUUUCUUGUUGUGAUGUUCAAUCUUCCUUACGAGAAUCGGUUCAAUGAACUCACGAAUGACGCUCUUGAUAUCGCAGCAGAUGUCACAAAAUUUCUCCCAACUGCCCCGGAUGACCCGCUGUGCAUUUCAUUGUUCCGCUUUAUCGGUGAUGAAGACCGGGCUCACGUCACUCGAGGUCUUUUUGCUCUCACCGCUUUUUCAAAAGAGAUCGAGGAGGGGCCUAAGGACCACCUGGCUAUGCUGAAUGUUGACAAGAAGCAUCUUACACGCCUCUUACACUACACGCUACUUGAGGGUGACUUGGAUAUCCUUGAACUUGCCAUGGACUUUUGGUAUCAGUUCACUUGCAUUCCUGAAAAUGUCGAGUAUCUCGCCAAUCUUGUUAACAUGCCAAUCAUGUUCGUCAAAAGAAUGGUGGUGUUACUUACCUUUCAAGCUGUAAAAGAAGAUCAGGAGACUGUUCACCAAGAAGAGAAGCGUGCUCCGCCCCCUAGCACAAUUCCUAAAGUGCCACCUGAGCUUCUCAAAGAACUCAUGGAAUUGUCUGAACCCGAGCGCAGUUCUAAAUGGCUCAGAUGCUGUUUCAUCGAGGAUGCGGACUGCGAGAUUACGCAGAUUGCCUUAUGGCAGGCGUAUCAGGCUCGCUUUGUGAACCCCAACGAGAACGGUAGUGGUGUUCUACCCGCAGCUGAGUUCAUCAAGAAUGUGAGCACGACUUUCACCAACGCCCAAGCUCAGGUUGUUCCUGUUCAAACUGCUGGCGGACAGACGACCAAGUUCAUCAUCAAGGGAAUACGUCCACUUGAAACGGCUUUAACAUUUGAUGGAUGGCCCUAUCUUUACUGCAGGUGGGCUGUUGGUAAUCCGCCAAAUCAAUAUUGCGACCGUGCGUUCACUCUUCCGGAGGAUCUUCGCAAACAUGUUUUUGAAGAUCAUAUGGCACUUCAGCCUAGGAGUCCACCUGGAUGCUAUGUUCUUAAGAAGGCUGAUAAACCCAUUCACCAAUGCAAAUGGGAAGAUUGUACAGAGUGCAGACGACCUAGUGAUGAUACUAGCUUGGUUGCUGAACACGUCGGUGCAUCUCAUUUGCCUUUACCUCGCAAACCGAAUGCCAAGCCACCUAAUCUUGCACGUAAGAUUCUCCAACCGCGUAUCGUGCGUCGUUCGUCAUUUUACAAUACCCCGGUAACUAGCGAAGGGGAGCCUUACGGUGUUGCGUACAAGGCAUGCUUGAUUUUGCGCAAUAUAGCAAAAUUCGCAUGCUUUAUCACAAGCCGCGAUACCCUCUUUAAUAAAUGGGAUCACAACAAAACUUUGCGGGGACCGUUGACGGAGCUUCUUCUCUUGCUCGACGAGUGCCUGCCGACCCUACCCAAACGUCAUGCAUGA
This is a messenger RNA of Talaromyces proteolyticus, 2217 nucleotides long. Its product is annotated as putative chromatin remodeling complex subunit. Gene Ontology annotation, biological process: regulation of DNA-templated transcription. Gene Ontology annotation, molecular function: DNA binding. The transcript has 4 exons. Bases 1 to 2217 code for a protein of 738 amino acids. The record is from RefSeq and is a predicted model, not a curated record. Lineage: Eukaryota; Fungi; Ascomycota; Eurotiomycetes; Eurotiales; Trichocomaceae.